Molecule: messenger RNA, 2575 nt
Organism: Prosopis cineraria
Lineage: Eukaryota; Viridiplantae; Streptophyta; Magnoliopsida; Fabales; Fabaceae
Product: zinc finger CCCH domain-containing protein 34-like
Exons: 8
Coding region: 386-1876 (496 amino acids)
Molecular function (GO): metal ion binding; mRNA binding
Source: RefSeq, a predicted model, not a curated record
AGCUUGGCUCGAAGUAAAUCGUAGGAAGAGGGAAGAUGAAAAUAAAGAAACAAAUAAAAGGCAUGGGACUGCAGGGGGGAGAGAGAGUGAGUGAGAGAAACUAGAGGGGAGUGACGAAACUUGAAACAGAGACGCAGUCUCUGUGUGCGUAUGUGUGUGUGAAAGGGUGCGUGUGUGUGUGGGUGCGUGUGGGAGAGAGGAGGGGAGAGAGAGGGUCGAAACCCCAGAUGCUCUAACCCAUUUUUCUCUCUCUACUUUCUUGGUCUGAAACACUGCAAUCUAUCUGAUCGGAGACUCUCAUUCUCGCAGUUCGACGUUCCGAGACUCUCAGGUUCCUGUGUAAUUAGCUCCCUUUCUGGUUGGUAUAGUGCGUGUGGUCCGUACAAUGGAGCGGUACGGCCGGACCAGUGAAGGGUCGCAGUCUGAUCCGUCACCGGAAUGGACCGGAACGGGAGGGGAAACAGGGCUCGAAGAGGCUGUGUGGCAAUUCGAAUUGGGUGGCGGUGAAUCGUACCCGCAACGGCCCGAUGAGGCCGAUUGUAUCUACUAUUUGAGGACUGGUUUUUGUGGGUACGGCUCGCGAUGUCGGUUCAAUCAUCCUCGAGACCGUGGCGCGGUUAUUGGAGCUGCAAGGACAGGAGGGGAGUUCCCAGAACGAGUAGGCCAGCCUGUAUGCCAGUAUUAUAUGAGGACAGGAUCAUGCAAAUUUGGCUCAUCCUGCAAGUAUCACCAUCCAAGGCAGGGAGGGGGCACUUUUAGUCCUGUGUCACUAAAUUAUUAUGGAUAUCCAUUGCGACCGGGUGAGAAAGAGUGUUCAUAUUAUGUGAAAACGGGACAAUGCAAGUUUGGCAGAACUUGUAAAUUCCACCAUCCGCAGCCUGCUGGCAUGCAAAUUCCAGCACAAACACCAGUUCCCCCGGUUUCACCUCUACCUGUACCGGUACCUUCUCCAUUAUAUCCAACUGUACAGCCAUCAUCUGGCCCUUCAUCAUCACAAUAUGGUGUAAUGGUUGCAACCCCAAGGCCACCUCUGUUACCUGGCUCUUUAGUCCAUAGUCCCUAUGGGCAGCUGGUUUUGUCCCCGGCUGUAGUCCCUUUUCCAGGUUGGAGUCCUUAUCAGCCUCCUGCAAGCCCCUUAUUUCCUUCAAGUAAUCCAUCUAACAUUGGUUCAGCGCAGCUUUAUGGGAUGGGUCAGCUACCUCCAUCAGCAUCAUCUUAUAGUGGACAGUAUCAACCUCCAGGCUCCUCAGUCGGUCCUUCAGGCAGUAGUCAGAAGGAGCAAUCAUUUCCAGAAAGACCUGGUCAGCCGGAAUGUCAGUAUUAUAUGAAAACGGGGGAGUGUAAAUUUGGUCCAUCCUGUAGAUAUCAUCAUCCACCUGAAUUAGUUGCUCCAAAAACAAAUGUGGUCCUUAGUCCUGUGGGCCUUCCUUUGCGCCCGGGAAUUUACAAGAAAAAUAGAGGAUCCAAUGGAGAUAGGGGGGCACCUCCUUGCACUCAUUAUGCACAGCGUGGGGUGUGUAAGUUUGGGUCAGCCUGCAAAUUUGAUCAUCCUAUUGGAGCAUUGAGUUAUAGUCCAUCUGCUUCCUCCCUUGCUGAUAUGCCGGUUGCACCCUAUCCUGUGGGUUCAUCAAUUGGCACUCUUGCCCCAUCAUCUUCAUCAGAAUUGCGGCCUGAACUCAUCUCAGGAUCCGGCAAUGAGUCUGCAUCAUCCAGAAUAUCUUCAUCAAUGAGCACAUCAACGGCAUCAGUUGGCUUGACCUUGUCAUCUGGUGGAUCCAUUUCUCAAUCAACUGUUCAACAAUCUGCUCAGAGUUCCAGCCCUUCAGCAAUUACCAAUAGCAUUGCAAGCAGCUCGAUCUCUCACACCUCUAGUUAAGCAAUGUGAAUGGAUACCUCAUUAUAACUCCUUUUUAUCUCAAUUCUUCAACUGGACAUCAUUAUUUAAAGAGGUCCUGAAUAGGUUUUCUUUUUGAGUUAUUCCAGUUCCUCAUUCAGUUCUAGGCACACGUCAGCGUCAAUUGUCUUUGUCUCAUAUAAUCUUUUCAUGGCCAUCUCUUUGAUCUUUUGAAUAAAACCAUGGCCAACCUGGAGAUUUUAGCAAACCCCAUACAGCCACCUUUCUUCUGAAUAACUUCUAAAAGAAUCUGCAAGCCCAUUAUGCAUGUGCAUCCAAAUCUCCAAUUUUUUUUGGAGAUCGUUGUACUUAUUUAUGCUCAGGUCUUUUUUAAUAUUAGGAAGAUUCUGGCACACAGUUUCAUUGAUCAUGUGUUUGACUCUUCACCGAAACCCUUCUCUCCUCCAAACACCAAUCCUUUUAUAAUCUGGGAACAAUUUUCCAACUGUAUUCGGAAGCUCCUAUUCACUACUGUUCCCAGCCUUUUGACUAGGGUUACUGUGAAGAGAAGUAAUCAGGAGGCUACAAUGAGGCUUCACAUUGCUUAUCUUAUAUGGUUUUUUAGAUACACAAUGUUGUGACAAGUGAAAUGCAUGACUUGGUACUUAAAUUUAUUACAAAAUACAUAUAUGAAGCAACAUUUGAAUCAAAACGUUUGAAUGUGUAAUAAUUUUUUUUGCC